Cyprinodon variegatus (sheepshead minnow) is the source of this 1876-nucleotide messenger RNA. RefSeq names its product NACHT, LRR and PYD domains-containing protein 3-like. Gene Ontology annotation, molecular function: metal ion binding. The record is from RefSeq and is a predicted model, not a curated record. NCBI's taxonomy places the organism in Eukaryota, Metazoa, Chordata, Actinopteri, Cyprinodontiformes, Cyprinodontidae. The transcript is spliced from 5 exons. The coding region runs from base 26 to 1687 and encodes 553 amino acids.
UUCAGGCUGGAACACACAGAGGAACAUGUGGAGGAACACAGAGGAGAACAGAGCAGGGUCUCCAUCACCCAGCUGUGUUUCUAUGAAGAGUGACCGGUCCAAAGAUCCUCCUCUAUGGUUCAGGAAUGAUCCUGGAGCAGCAGAUCUAAGACAGACGAAGAGGAUCAACGUUACUGAGGAGGAGCAGCUGAACUGCUGCACUUUAUGCCAGAACCUCCUGAUGGAUCCAGUCUCUACCAGCUGUGGACACCGGUUCUGCAGACAGUGCUUCAGGUCCUACAGGGUCCAGUCUGCUUCAUCAGGAUCCUCCUACUCCCCCCAGUGUGGGAAAAGAGCCAGAACCGGAGCUGGACCGCUGACAGCCAAUCAGAGCAGCUGUGCAGCAGCAGAUGCAGGUGUGCAGAAGGUUCUAGAGGAACAUCAGAUCAGUCUGAGGAGGAGAUGUGAACAUGUGGCUGAAGGAAGUGAUGAAACAGGAAGUAGAACCCUCCUCAACAGGAUCUACACUGAUAUCUACAUCACAGAGGGACAGAGUGAAGAGGUUAAUACCCAACAUGAGGUGAAGCAGCUGGAGAGAGCUUCCAAGAUCCAGAACUUCCAUGGUUCUCCAAUCAGGUGCCAUGACAUCUUUAAAGCCGUCCCUGACCAAUAUGGAGCCAUCAGAGUGGUUCUGACCAACGGCGUUGCUGGUGUUGGAAAAACCUUCUCAGCGCAGAAGUUCACUCUGGACUGGGCAGAGGGCUUGGAGAACCAAGAUGUCAGUGUGGUGGUUCUGCUUUCCUUCAGGGAGCUGAACCUGAUCAGAGAUCAGCAGCACAAAGGAAACAUCAUGUUCUACCAAGAGGACCUGGAGCAGUGUGGUCUGGAUGUCACAGAGGCCUCUGUGUACUCAGGAAUUUGUACAGUGAUCUUCCAGAAACUAGUCUACUGCUUUGUUCAUCUGAGCAUCCAGGAGUUUCUGGCUGCAGUCUACAUGCUCCACUGCUUCACCAGCAGGAACACAGAGGUGGUGGAGAACUUGCUGGGAGGACAACACAGAGAAACAUCUCUGGAGGACUUCAUGAAAAAAGUCAUGGAGAAAUCCCUCAGGAGUCCAAAUGGCCACCUGGACCUGUUUGCUCGCUUCCUUCAUGGCCUCUCUGUGGAGUCCAACCAGAGCCUCUUAGGGGGCCUGCUGGGUCAGAUGGAGAACAGUCCAGGAACCAUCCAGAGAGUCAUCAACAAUCUGAAGGAGAUGAACACUGGUGGAGUCUCUCCUGAUAGAAGUAUCAACAUCUUCCAGUGUCUGAUGGAGAUGAAGGACCUCUCAGUUUAUCAGGAGAUCCAACAGUUCCUGAAAUCAGAGAACAGAUCAGAGGAGAAGCUCUCAGAGAUCCAGUGCUCAGCUCUGGCUUACAUGCUGCAGAUGUCAGAGGUUCUGGAUGAGUUAGACCUGGAGAAGUACAACACAUCACACGGAGGACGGCUUAGACUGGUUCCAGCUGUGAGGAACUGCAGAAAGGCUCGACUUGGUGGCUGUUUUCUCAAUGAGGCUGAAUGUGAAGUUGUGGCCUCAGCUCUGAAGUCCAACCUUCAUCUGACUGAAGUGGAAAUAGAGACGAUCAUUGGAUCCUUUGGAGACUCUGAUAUGAAGCAUCUGAGUGAGAUACUGGAGAGUUCAAUCUGCAAAGUGAAGAAACUGGAGUGAGUUUUCUCUGUUUAUUCAAUCUAAAUCAUUCACUGAUACUUUAAUGCUGAUUUUAAUUCAUCAUUUUAUUCUAAUAUAUUUUCUUUAAAAACAGCUGCUGUCCAAAUGUCAGAAUAACAUUUCUCAGACUUUUUACCUUGUAAAUGAAUUAAUUUCCUGCUCCAGAUGUUCUAAAUAUUAAACUUUAUU